Molecule: messenger RNA, 2207 nt
Organism: Papilio machaon (common yellow swallowtail)
Lineage: Eukaryota; Metazoa; Arthropoda; Insecta; Lepidoptera; Papilionidae
Product: probable peroxisomal acyl-coenzyme A oxidase 1
Exons: 14
Coding region: 178-2178 (666 amino acids)
Biological process (GO): lipid homeostasis; fatty acid beta-oxidation using acyl-CoA oxidase
Cellular component (GO): peroxisome
Molecular function (GO): FAD binding; fatty acid binding; acyl-CoA oxidase activity
Source: RefSeq, a predicted model, not a curated record
AGUUGUAUCUAGUUGCAACAAGAUUGUAAUUAAUUUUAUGUAUGUCAUUUAGUACGUUCUCGGAGGAUACUCGAUACAUUAGUCCUACAUACCAAAAGUGAAAAGUACUUACGAUUUGCAUAUUUAGUGAUCACCAGAUUUUAUUAUAAGCUCAAAGUUACCAAAUAAGAUAUUAACAUGAGUGAAGUUAAUGUAAACGAAGAUUUGGUCAAAGAGAGAAAGAAGUGCACUUUCGAUGUCGAAGAGUUAAUUCAUUUAGUGGAUGGUGGGAAACACAACACAUUGGAGAGGAAAAAAGUUGAGCAAUAUGUGCUAAGUAUAAAGGAACUGAAAGACGAUGUUCCCGAGGAGUACUUGAGUCACAAGGAACGCUACGAGAACUCGGUGCGCAAGGGGAGCAUUCUUUUCAUGGUGCUUAUGAAAGGAAUACUAGAGCGGAAACGAAAUAAAGAUGAGGGAAUUUCAUAUAACUACAAAAUUAUAAAUGGAGUGGUAAAGGACGUAACACCAUUUAUGCUUCACUUUGGUAUGUUCCUGCCGACGCUCGCUUCGCAAGCGUCGCCGGAACAGCAGCGGGAAUGGCUCAAGAAAGGUAGUAAAAUGAUCGGUACUUAUGCUCAGACUGAACUUGGUCAUGGAACAUUUCUAAGAGGCUUGGAGACAACCGCUACAUAUGACGCUGACACGGAAGAAUUUAUCAUACACAGUCCAAAUUUGACUUCUUACAAAUGGUGGCCCGGAGGAUUGGCGCAAACUGUCAACCACUGCAUCGUAAUGGCCCAGUUAUACAUCAAGGGAAAGAACCACGGUAUUCAUCCCUUUUUGGUACAAAUACGAGACAUAGAAACUCAUAUGCCGUUACCUGGGAUCAAAGUAGGCGAUAUUGGACCAAAACUUGGAUUCCAAACUGCCAACAAUGGUUUCCUUGGAUUUGACAAUUAUCGAAUUCCAAGAAUGAAUAUGCUUAUGCAGAAUUCUCAAGUGUUAAAGGACGGUACAUACGUUAAAGCAAAGAACGAUAAACUGACGUACGGCGCAAUGGUUUUCGUACGAGUCACGAUAGUAGCGGACGUGGCGUACGAGCUGGCGCGCGCCGCCACCAUCGCCGUGCGCUAUGCAGCAGUCAGGCACCAAUCCAGACCCAAGCCUAAUGAGCCGGAGCCUCAAAUCUUGGACUACUUGACACAGCAGCACAAGUUGUUCAUUGCGGUGUCAACGAGCCACGCAUUCCGCAUUGUGGGCCGCUGGCUUUGGAGCACAUAUACCAAGGUCGUCGCAGACAUACGUCACGGCAAUAUGGACCAGCUACCAGAGCUCCAUGCCCUGGCGUGCUGUCUGAAGGCAGUGUGCAGUAAAGAUGCCUCAGUUUGCGUGGAGCAGUGUCGUUUCGCGUGCGGCGGCCAUGGCUACAUGCAGUCCUCCAACUUGCCCAUCAUAUACGGCAUUGUCACGGCAACUGUCACUUACGAAGGAGAGCACACUGUGAUGUUGUUGCAGACUGCCAGAUAUCUCGUAAAAGCAUACAAGCAAGCCAGAGAGGGUAAAAGUUUAACGCCGACUGUCGCUUACAUGGCCAAGUAUUUGAAGAGUGGCAGUCAUUGCUGGCAGAACACGCCCGAAAGUAUCAUUGGAGGCUUUCAAGCUGUCGCUGCUGGGAAAACAAAGGAAGCGUGUGAAUCAUUGUUCCGACAUGUCAAGUCCGGGAAGGAUUACGAAGAUGCUUGGAACUUAUCAUCUGUGCAACUGAUCAUCGCCAGUGAGGCGCACGCUCGCGCUGUUCUAUGCGAGAUGUUCUGGAAGGAGAUUCAAAGAAUAUCAUCCACCGUAUCUCCAAGUUUGGCGAUAGUUUUGAAACAAUUAGCGGAACUGUAUCUUAAGUAUUGGGCUCUAGAGAAACGCGGCGAUAUGUUAAUGUAUUCGAAUAUAACUAAAGAAGACAUCAGCAGCUUGCAGAGAAGAUAUGAGGAAUUGUUGGCACUCAUUCGACCGAAUGCUGUGGGAAUUGUGGACGCGUUCGAUAUCAGAGAUGAGAUUUUGUGUUCUACCCUCGGUGCUUAUGACGGUCGUGUCUACGAGAGACUGAUGGAGGAGGCGAUGAAGAGUCCACUUAACAAGGAGCCCGUCAACCAGAGCUUCCACAAGUACAUCAAGCCGCUACUGAUACAAGCCAAGCUAUAAAAAACCCGUUUAAUAUGAAUAUUAUGUCC